Molecule: messenger RNA, 2575 nt
Organism: Melospiza melodia melodia
Lineage: Eukaryota; Metazoa; Chordata; Aves; Passeriformes; Passerellidae
Gene: FHIP2B
Product: FHF complex subunit HOOK interacting protein 2B
Source: RefSeq, a predicted model, not a curated record
GGGGUCCCAGCCAUGCUCAGCCGGCUGGGAGCGCUGCUGCAGCAGGCGGUGGAGACGCGGGAACCCAGCGUGGACCUGCUGCAAGCCUUCACUGAGCACUGGACGGGCAUCACCGGCUACUACCUGGAGGCCACAGACGAGAGCGUCCCGGCGCGACAGACGGACAUCCCGUGGCGCCUGCGGCAGAUGUUGGACAUCCUGGUGCACGAGGAGCGGCAGCGCCCGCCGGGGGACACGGGGCCGUGCCUCGAGUUCCUGCUGCAGCACAAGCUGCUGGAAACUCUGGGAACGCUGGGAAAGGCAGAGUAUCCCCCCGGCAUGAGGCAGCAGGUCCUGCUCUUCUUCAGCCGCCUGCUGGGGCAGCUGCAGCACCCGCUCCUGCACUACCUCAACGUGCACCGGCCCGUGCAGAAGCUGCUCCAGCUCAGCGGGGACCGCCUGGGCUCCGGCACUGAGAGGGAGGAGGUGCAGUUCACCGCCGUGCUCUGCUCCAAGAUCCAGCAGGAUCCCGGCCUGCUGCCCCACAUCCUGCAGGGAAAGAGCGUCCUGAACGGGAGGAGAGCCCCGGAGAGCCCCAGGACGGAGGGUUUGGAGCAUCUCUCGGGCACCUCUGCCAGCUCCAUGCCCAGGGCAGAGGGUUUGGAACAUCCCUCGGGCACUGGUGCCAGCUCCGAGCGUUUGAAGCAUCCCCCGGGCACCGCUGCCAUUUCUACCGCCAGGGAAGAGCAUUUGGAGCACCCUCUGGGCACCUCUGCCAGCUCCAUGCCCAGGGCAGAGAGUUUGGAGCAUCCCUUGGGCACCACUGCCAGCUCUGAACAUUUGGAGCAUCCCCUGGGCACCGCUGCCAGCUCCAUGCCCAGGAAAGAGAAUUUGGAGCAUCCCCCGGGCACCACUGCCAUUUCUACCCCCAGGGAGGAAGGUUUGGAGCAUCCCCCGGGCACCAAUGCCAGCUGCAUGCCCAGGGCAGAGCAUUUGGAUCAUCCCUCGGGCAUCGAUGCCGCCUCCCCUCCUGCCCAGCCCUCCCCGGCACGCAGGGACAGCAACCUCGUCACCUGCCUGGUGGCACUGUGCAGGAGCAAGAAGAGCCGGGUGGCGCUGAAGGCUCGGGAGAACGUGCUGCUGCUGGCGGGGCUGUCCCAGGAGGCAGCUGCCACCUGCCUGGCGCGGGGCACUGCCCUGUGCCAGCUGCUCGUGGGGCACCUCUGCGACCUCUACAGCGCCGUGCCCGCCGGCACCGACCCUGCUGAUGUCCUCGGCAUGGACAGGGCCAGCUGGAGGUCGCAGGGGGACGGCGCUGGGGACGGGGGGUUCCCGGGCAAGGAGAGCCUGGCAGAGUUCCUGGGCUGGCUGGAUUUCCUGGAUGAGCUGGUGAUGGGUGCCCACCCGCUCGUGGCCGAUGCCAUCAGCCAGGCCGUGGAGGAGAAGUUCUUCCAGGGCACCCUGCAGCCGCAGCUCCUGCAGAUGUCGGAGCUGGCCGUGCUGGGCGCCACGGCCGUGCUGGCGGGCACGGUGAGGCAGCUCCGCUCUCCCGCCCUGCUCCACCGCCUGGUCCUGUUCCUGCUGGGGCCCCACCGGCACCCCGAGACCCCCGGGGACGCCCCCCAUGCCCUGAGGGCGCAGCUCAUCGAGCGCUGCGACCACCUGAGCGACGAGAUCAGCCUGGCCAGCCUGAGGCUCUUCGAGGAGCUGCUGAGGAAGCCCCACGAGCACGUGGCUCACAACCUGGUGCUGAGGAACCUGGAGGCCAGGGCGUACCUGCAGCGCGGCGCCGAGGAGCGCGGGCCCCCCGAGACGGACCCCGAGGAGGACGGGCUGGAGCUGGAGGAGGAUCCCUAUUUCACCGAUGGAUUCCCUGACGGCUUUGGGGUGACAAAAAAUCCUUCACCAGCAUCCACCCCGUCGGGGAAGGGGCGGGUGAGCGAGGUGGUGAGCAGCUUCCUGUGCCUGGUCCCUGAGGAGGCCAAGACCUCAUCGUGCAUGGAGGAGGGCGGAUACGACACCUACGUGCACGACGCCCUGGCCAUGGUGCAGGCGUGCCGUGCCAGCGCUGCCCCGUGGGGGUGGCCCUCGUGCCCCCGGCCCUGGUCGUGUCACUGCUGUCACCCCAUGGUGGCGUUUUACGAGGGACAUUUCCUCAAGGUGCUGUUUGACAGGAUGAGCCGGAUCCUGGAUCAGCCCUACAGCCUGAACCUGCAGGUGACCUCGGUGCUGUCCCAGCUGGCCGCCUUCCCCCACCCCCACCUGCACGAGUACCUGCUGGACCCCUACCUGAGCCUGGCCCCCGGCUGCCGCUCGCUCUUCUCCGUCCUUGUCAGGGUGAUCGGGGAGCUGAUGCAGCGUCUCCAGCGCGUGCCCCACGCCAGGGCCAAGCUGCUCCUGGUGCGCCGGCAGCUCCUGGGGCUGGUGCCAGGCGAGCAGAUGGAUCACACCGUGCUGCUCAAGGCCGUGGUGGUGCUGGAGGAGUUCUGCAAGGAGCUGGCGGCCAUCGCCCUGGUCAAGGGGCCACCCGAGGGGCCACCCUGAGCCCUCGCCGAGCUCCCCCUCUUGUGGUGGCCCUGCCCACGUCCCGGUGGCU